UGUAACUUUUGUAAAGCCACAUGCUUUGUAGUCUGUUGAAGUGUUUUCUAGGCAGUUGGCUCUUUGACGAAGACGUGUCGCGGUCAAUCUACAGGGACUUUCACACACAGAUGACCAGCCAUCUGCUCCACAACACCAGUCAGCUACAGUGAUACCCCUCCUGUCACCUCUAAGCAGUGUCACCACGCGGCUAAACUAGUAGAGCCAACCAUGGUCAUUUAUGAACCAGGACAGCUGAGGAAUAAGGUGUGACUCUUCCUCCACCAGGUGCUGUUGUCAGUAACAUCCAGACUCACCCGCAGGACAGACAGAGCCCCGCCCCAGAGCAGACACAACUCACCUGGACAGAAGACCCAGAGCAGACACAACUCACCUGGACACAAGACCCAGAGCAGACACAACUCACCUGGACAGAAGACCCAGAGCAGAGAAGACACAGCUCACCUGCAGUCCCAGAGAAGUCACAGCUCACCUGCAGUCCCAGAGAAGUCACAGCUCACCUGCAGUCCCAGAGAAGUCACAGCUCACCUGCAGUCCCAGAGAAGUCACAGCUCACCUGCAGUCCCAGAGAAGUCACAGCUCACCUGCAGUCCCAGAGAAGUCACAGCUCACCUGCAGUCCCAGAGCAGCAGAUCCUCCUGUCCUGAAGGUAUCCCAGGGUUCCACCAGUUGUUACCAUAGUAACCACCAGCCAUGGGGAAGCAGAACAGCAAACUCCGCCCAGAGGUGAUGCAGGACCUGCUGGAGAGCACGGACUUCACAGAGCAUGAGAUCCAGGAGUGGUACAAGGGCUUCCUGAGGGACUGCCCCAGCGGGAACCUCUCCAUGGAGGAGUUCAAGAAGAUCUACGGUAACUUCUUCCCCUACGGAGACGCCUCCAAGUUCGCCGAGCACGUCUUCCGCACCUUCGACGCCAACGGGGACGGGACGAUAGACUUCCGGGAGUUCAUCAUCGCUCUGAGCGUCACGUCACGGGGCAAGCUGGAGCAGAAACUGAAGUGGGCCUUCAGCAUGUACGACCUGGACGGGAACGGAUACAUCAGCAAGUCUGAGAUGCUGGAGAUCGUACAGGCGAUCUAUAAGAUGGUGUCAUCUGUGAUGAAGAUGCCAGAGGAUGAGUCUACUCCAGAGAAGAGAACAGAGAAGAUCUUCAGACAGAUGGACACCAACAGAGACGGUAAACUGUCUCUGGAGGAGUUCAUUAAGGGUGCUAAAAGUGACCCCUCCAUCGUGCGUCUGUUACAGUGUGACCCCAGCAGCGCUGGACAGUUCUAAACCACCCUACCCUGGGGGGCAACACACAAUUGCUUAUUUGGGUGAAUCCAAGUAGCCCCUCCCUCCUCCACUUUGGGGCAAACUGAUGAAGAAGACAGGCCAUGCCUUCAAAUGAUGACACUGAAGACAAUGGGCCAAUGAGAGCCAGCCAUGUUCUCCAGACUCCUCCCUCCUCCUCUCUAACCAUCCCCAGCAGAGACCUAACUACAUCUACAGGGAUACCAGUCAUGAUGUGGUCCAGUCCACUCUCCAUGUAUUUGAUAAGGCCCAGGACCCUAUUCCCUGUAUAGGGUACAAGUUUUAACCAAAUCCCUAUAGGCCCUGGUCAUAAGCAGUGCUCUACGUAGGGAAUAGGGUGCCAUUUGAGACACAGACCUCCUGUUUUAAGGCUGUAAACUGGAGUCUCAGUUUGGUUGUCAGUGUACUGGACACACCCACUGCCCUCAACUAGGUCCUCCUAGCUCUUGUGUGUAUUGUAAACAGUUUGAGAGAGAGAGAGAGAGAGAGAGAGAGAGAGAGAGAGAGAGAGAGAGAGAGAGAG
Messenger RNA from Coregonus clupeaformis (lake whitefish), 1816 nucleotides. Its product is annotated as neurocalcin-delta A. Gene Ontology annotation, molecular function: tubulin binding; calcium ion binding; actin binding. Lineage: Eukaryota; Metazoa; Chordata; Actinopteri; Salmoniformes; Salmonidae. The record is from RefSeq and is a predicted model, not a curated record. The coding region runs from base 694 to 1275 and encodes 193 amino acids. Gene Ontology annotation, biological process: calcium-mediated signaling. Gene Ontology annotation, cellular component: cytosol. The transcript has 8 exons.